Molecule: messenger RNA, 1489 nt
Organism: Brienomyrus brachyistius
Lineage: Eukaryota; Metazoa; Chordata; Actinopteri; Osteoglossiformes; Mormyridae
Gene: gnptg
Product: N-acetylglucosamine-1-phosphate transferase subunit gamma
Exons: 11
Coding region: 84-1019 (311 amino acids)
Cellular component (GO): Golgi apparatus
Source: RefSeq, a predicted model, not a curated record
CGUCAUUCGUCACGUUACCCACGCUGGGUUAGUUAUGGACGCCGCAGUUUAGCUUGUUAGUGUUGUAUACGUUUCUGUUUUAUAUGACAGCAAGCAUGCAUUUUAUUUCAAAAACAAGCAGUUUAGGUCGGUUGAAUCUACUGGUUCUUAGCCUACAGCUAACAUUAUCAUCUGCUGGGAAGAUGAAGAUUGUGGAAGAACCAAACACAUUUGGACUCAACAAUCCUCUUUUAGCCCAAGGCAACAGACUUCAGCCCAAAGUGUCUCCAUCACCAUUUUCAGGACCUCCUCAUCUUCACGCCCUGGCUGGGAAGUGUUUCAGUUACACAGAAUCCACGUAUAAAUAUGAGUUCUGUCCGUUCCACAACGUGACUCAGCACGAGCAGACGUUUCGCUGGAAUGCCUACAGUGGGAUACUCGGGAUAUGGCAGGAGUGGGAGAUCGCGAAUAACACCUUCACGGCCAUGUGGAUGAGAGAAGGAGACUCCUGUGGAAAUAAAAACCGGCAGACGAAGGUCCUCCUGGUCUGUGGGGGCAGCAGCAAGCUGGCGCGGGUCUCGGAGCCCAGCACCUGCAUGUACUCUCUGACCUUCGAGACGCCUUUGGUGUGUCACCCGCACUCGCUUCUGGUUUAUCCCUUGCUUAGUGACAAACUGCAGAAGGAGUGGGACGAGGCAGAGCAGGCUCUGUACGAAGAGUUCGUCACGGAGCAGGGAUACAAUAAACUUCUGAAAGACAUCUUUGAGGAGGCAGGAUACCUGAAAACUCAAAAGGUGAAGAAUGUCCCAAAUGUCCAGAAAAACCCCAAAAACUUUGAAUCCCUGGAGAAGUGCAAUGAGGAAGCUCAGAAACUGAGUGAGGAGGUCAAGAGACUUCAGGCCCUUCUGACUCAUCACAACAUUUCCAGUAAUAAACAGCCAGGAGAAAAGUCUCGGGCAGCUGGUGGUGUGACCCCAGCUGUGCUUUCUCAGGAUGGACACCUUCGUGGUGACCCUGGAGUGCUCCCUGGUCUGCUGUGACGAUGUCUGUCAUCCAUCUCGUGCCGUUGGAGCCUGGGAAUCCUGUGCGUUUGUCCUCGAAUGCCUGCUGGUGGCUGGAGGGAACUAGGAAUGGCUUUUUUCCCAAAGUGUCAGUGAUCCGUGUCUGAGCUGCUCAUUCUUAAGAUUUGCCUGUACAUGGCCUUUCCGGAUUGUUCUCCUCCAGGAUAUGUGUCCUAACAAGGCCAGUACUGCCCAGGCCCCAAGCCAACCUUUAUUACCAAACCAAAUACCACUGACAUGUAACAUAGUUACUCUGAAAGUUUUCAGAGUAAAGAUCCCUUUAUUUUAUGCCCAUUUGGGUUUCUUUUUUCCUGUAAAUAUGUCACAUUUUCAAUGGUUCUCACCUUUUACAAAAAGUAUCAGUGAGUCAGUAUCUUAUGUUGUAUCCAAAUUUAUUUUUUAAUUUUUUUCUAGAUGCUGUAAAAGUAAAGUGUAAAUAGUUUUUAAAA